CCCGAACCAAAAACGUAUUCAUAUUAGAUUUCCGAUCUCCGCGGCGCGCGAGGCCGAGCGUAUACGUUCGCGAUACUUUAUUCUCCCUGCGAGUGCGACUUCGAACACUGUCAAAUAACGGAGGUGAAAUAUACCCCGCGUUGUGUGAUCCCCGCUCUUACGAUGAAUUUUUGUUUGGUUUUCGCCCUGUUCGGAUAUUUUUUUGCGUGGAGCUCUGGAAUGCUGUACCGACGGGACUCCAAUAAUGUGCUGAAGCCGGAUCUGAUGGCUAUAUCCUCGACCGUGGUGCCGCUGCCCAUCUACAGAGUAUUCGACUUCGAGAACAAACUACCCCAGGACAAGAAAAAGACACGACCACACGGAAAAGUUGAACUAGUCACCAAAUCAAAAGAAUAAAAAUUCAAUAGACUAAAUGUGGUUACCUACACUCUAUUUCAUUUGCGCCGAGAAAACGAAACACGAACAGUUUAUGAAAUUACUUAGGUUCUAAGAAAAAUAAGAAAUAAAUUCCUGUAAGUACA
Ostrinia furnacalis (Asian corn borer) is the source of this 521-nucleotide messenger RNA. RefSeq lists its product as uncharacterized. Bases 163 to 396 code for a protein of 77 amino acids. The record is from RefSeq and is a predicted model, not a curated record. The transcript is spliced from 2 exons. Lineage: Eukaryota; Metazoa; Arthropoda; Insecta; Lepidoptera; Crambidae.